AUGAAGAGAAAUAGUGGAGAGGAAUAUGAAACAAAAGAGUCUAAGCAUGUGAGUGGUAAACUUUUCGAAAAUAAAGAUUGCCUUUGUUCCAAAAAAUGUAUAAAUGGAAUCGGAUAUGAAGACAGGAAAGCUAAUUUUGAUUGUUUUUGGAAAUUAGCAAGUUUCGAAAAACAGAAUUUGUUUGUGUAUGGUUUGGUUCGAAAACAAUCAAUAAAGCAAAGACGACCCAGAAAUUACGAAGGAUAUAUGAGAAAGUGUAGUUUUAAGUUUCAUCUAAAUGUACGGAAUUCAGAAGUUUCUGUUUGCAAAACUUUUUUUUUGGAUACUUUUAAAAUAUCUAACGGAAGAUUAAGCCGUGUCCUAAAUGUUAAAACACCUGGAACGGAUGGUCGUGGCAAAAUGGCUGUGGUACGAGAACAUAUUCUGAGUUUUCCAGCAUGUGAGAGCCAUUACACGAGAUCACAUCACACUUCAGGUCGAAAGUAUCUAAGUUCUGACUUAGAUAUUCGAAAAAUGUAUGAGCUGUAUGUGAAAAAAUGUGAUGAAAAUAAUACAUCACGUGUAAAGGAGUGCACUUACAGGAAAACCUUCAAUACGGAGUUCAACCUUAAUUUUCAUACUCCUC
Messenger RNA from Rhagoletis pomonella (apple maggot), 625 nucleotides. RefSeq lists its product as uncharacterized. The annotation marks the transcript as partial. The record is from RefSeq and is a predicted model, not a curated record. Lineage: Eukaryota; Metazoa; Arthropoda; Insecta; Diptera; Tephritidae. The transcript is spliced from 2 exons.